UAUAUGAUUUUUUUUUUAUAUUUCAAAAAUUUGGGUUUUUUUCCACUUUUCUGUGUGUCUACGUUACAAGCCGUGUAUAUGUGGCGACACCCACAUUAAACAUAUCUUUAAAUUUAUUUAAUUCAUGCAUUCACAGGCUAAUAUUAAGUUCAUUUAUAUUAGUACAACUAAGGGUUAAGUUAUCCUACAUUCUAUUCUACAUUGUUAUCCUAAGAGUUACACUACUGCUAUCUCUCUUACAUACAAUAAUUAAGCUAUCAUAAUAAUGUAUUACAUAUUGAGAGCAUCAUCACCUGAUGCUGAUCACCGUUACCUAUACCUCUAUAUCAAUUAUUUUGGUAAGUUUUGCAUGAAGUUUAUGUUCCCUAUAUUGGUUUUAAGUAUUUUAUGUGUAGUUAGUGUAUGUUGCAUAAGCAGAGUAAAUAAAUAUAAAAUAAUCCUUUGAAAAUUGUUUUAAAAUAAAUUUUAUGUAAUUUUAGGUUAUAAAAUGCCACGAAGUUGUAAGAAUUCAACAGACUGUUUUUGCUACGUUUGUGGGGAAUUUGUAUUAAAAACACAUCGAAAUGUCAUGACAGAUCUUGUUAAAACAGCAUAUAACCUAUAUUUUGGAUUUUCUAUCGAUGAGCGAGAUAAAAGUUGGCUACCAAAAGUAUGCUGCAAUAGCUGCUCAAGAACGUUGAGAGGUUGGCUUGAAGGAAGUCACAAAUCCAUGCCGUUUACAAUGCCAAUGAUUUGGAGUGAACCUCAGAAUCAUGAAAAUGAUUGUUAUUUCUGCAUGACAUCAACACGAGGGUUCUCGAAAAAAAAUAAAAAUAAGAUUGUAUACCCAAACAUCCCAUCUGCAAAGAGACCAAUUCCUCGCGACCAAUUCCUCGCGAGACUUUUUAUUGAUGCUUCGAAAAUAAGCUUAAAAGCCGUUCUACACCAUAAUGGUAACAAAUACCCAUCUGUACCCGUUGCACAUGCUACAAACAUGAAGGAAAAUUAUGCAAACCUAGAGGUAUUACUUGAAAAAAUUCAAUAUUCUCAAUACCUAUGGAAUAUUUGUGCUGAUUUAAAAGUCGUCGCCAUACUUACUGGAUUACAAGGAGGAUACACAAAGUUUUGCUGUUUUCUUUGUGAAUGGGACAGUCGCGCAAGAGAAAAACAUUACAAACAAAAAUCUUGGCCUCUGAGAAAAAGUUUAACUCCUGGGCUUAAAAAUGUAUCUCAGAAACCUUUAGUCCCAAGUGAGAAAAUUUUUCUGCCACCACUUCACAUAAAGUUGGGACUUAUGAAAAACUUUGUGAAAGCGAUCAAUAAAGAUGGUGCAGGUUUUCAAUAUUUAAAAACAAAAUUUCCUCGAAUCAGUGACGCAAAAUUGAAGGAAGGGAUUUUUGUAGGUCCGCAGAUACGUGAGCUAAUGAAAGAUGAAGCUUUUGAAUCGAAGUUGAGCAAAACAGAAAAAAGAGCUUGGGUGGCGUUUGUGAAAGUGUGUCAUAAUUUUCUUGGGAAUACCAAAGUUGACAACUACCGACAAAUCAUUCGGGAGCUUCUUUCUGCUUAUAAAUCUUUAGGAUGCAAUAUGGAGCCGUAUCAGAUGAGCAUGGUGAAAGGUUUCAUCAAGAUAUAAUGCAGAUUGAAAAACGCUACAAUGGGAAAUGGUCAGCAGCAAUGCUUGCUGAUUUCUGUUGGUCACUUCGCCGAGAAACUCCAAUGGAAACAAUGAAAAGGAAAAAAACUACAAAAUAACAUCAUCUUAUCAUCAUAAAAUCAUACUUUAAGAUUUUUCACUGUAAAACUUGGACCGUAAUAUUUUUUCAUUUUCUUAUAAUAAUAAUUGAUACCUUAAUAA
Bactrocera oleae (olive fruit fly) is the source of this 1834-nucleotide messenger RNA. NCBI's taxonomy places the organism in Eukaryota, Metazoa, Arthropoda, Insecta, Diptera, Tephritidae. The record is from RefSeq and is a predicted model, not a curated record.